Molecule: messenger RNA, 591 nt
Organism: Lasiodiplodia theobromae
Lineage: Eukaryota; Fungi; Ascomycota; Dothideomycetes; Botryosphaeriales; Botryosphaeriaceae
Product: Retrovirus-related Pol polyprotein from transposon TNT 1-94
Exons: 1
Coding region: 1-591 (196 amino acids)
Source: RefSeq, a predicted model, not a curated record
AUGAACGAAACAAUGACAUUUCCCAACACUUCCGCAGUCCCCAAGCUCACUUGCGCCGAGGAAUUUCUUGUUUGGCGCUCGCUCGUCACCAUGCACUUCUCGCCUGAUCUUCUGGACGACUCCGCCGUUGAUAUGCAAGCGCGCCAUAUCAUCCUCACCACCGUCGACAUGGCCAUAGCUCGGUAUCUGGUCCAACUGAAAACCGCCAAGGAGAUGUGGGACGCACUGCACGGAGUCUACAACGACGCCGCUACGUGGUCUGAACCCUGCCUUGACGAGGCUACGGAAGACCUUCGACAAUGGUACAAGCUGGAUCCGGGCGAGUUCAAAUCCUUCGAUUCGUUCAUUUGGGCCUACUUGCGCGAGUUUCAGAGGUUUCGCAACGACGGAUCGAUAGAUGGCGAUGAGGAGGCCAUGAUCAUCCUCUUGGAAAAGCUGGUCGAGCUGUUUCCGAGAGCAGAUAUCUUCCAUCGGAACAUUGAACAAAUCAAAAAGGGUACUUGCAACAAAGAGACACUCCCGGAGUUGAUUGGAUGGCUUUAUCUCCACCAUCGCGACGGCCUCUGCGAAAGUUAUGGAUGGGAGAACUGA